Tetrahymena thermophila SB210 is the source of this 1005-nucleotide messenger RNA. RefSeq names its product WD domain, G-beta repeat protein. The transcript is spliced from 6 exons. Gene Ontology annotation, molecular function: protein binding. The record is from RefSeq and is a predicted model, not a curated record. NCBI's taxonomy places the organism in Eukaryota, Ciliophora, Oligohymenophorea, Hymenostomatida, Tetrahymenidae.
AUGGAUACAAAGUAAAAUAGUUCAAGUAUUUACGUUGAGAGUAAAAAAGGUGCACAUUCUAAACCAAUCAUUUCAAUAGAUGUGAAUAAAAGCAAUCCAUUUUAAGCUUUAACAUCUUCAGAUGAUAAAACUUUAAGAUUAUGGGAUUUAAAAUCAAAAAUAUCUGUAAAGAUGUUCACUAGCAAUGAACAAAAGAAGGCAGAAUAAAUAGCAAAUUGUAUAUUUGGACCAGAGUUUUAAAUAUAUGUGGCUGCAUCUAAAAAUGUAAUUUAAUAUGAUCUUAGAAAAGAAGGAAUCGUUGUAACAAGUAUAGAGAAAGCAAGCAACUUUGAAAUGGACGAUAUAAAUUAGAUUUCUCUAGAUUAAAAUAAUAAGUUCCUUGCUUGCUGUGAUGACCAAGGUGACACUCAUUUAUUAGACCCAAUGACUCUAGAACGCCAAAAAACUUUAGGCAUGCAGCAUAUAAAUAUAUCAUUUUCGACUGAUUUUUGUUAUAGCGAUAGCAACUAUACGAAGCCCAUGUGUAUAACAAGUGGCUUCGAUUGCAAAUUAAUUUUAUGGGAUAUUGAGGAGAAGAAGAUAUUGAGAUAAAAUAAUAUUUAUGAAAUAUGCUAAAAAUAUUUUCCAGGAUAGUUGCUGUGCCCUCCCAAUAUUUAUAAUGUACAUGGAAAUAAAACUUAGAUUUUAGUUAGUACAGAAACUGGACACAUACUUUGUUUUACAUAGAAGGAAUUAAAAAAACCAAAAUAUAUUAUAGAUGGCCAUUUAGGUAAAGUUAUGAGAAGUGUUUUUGCAAAAUUCAAUGAAAAUAGAAUUAUAAGUUGUUCAACUGAUAAAACAUUUGCAAUUUGGGACACAGCUAAUAGAAAUGAAUUUGAUAUUCCAUAAAUGGUUGAAAGGAUUUCAAUUCCUGAAAAACCAAAUUGGAUAGAGACAUCUAAAAACAACUAAAUAUUUGUACCUGAUAUCACACCAAUCUUGAAUAUUUACACUAUUAAAGCCUGA